Molecule: messenger RNA, 1011 nt
Organism: Bactrocera oleae (olive fruit fly)
Lineage: Eukaryota; Metazoa; Arthropoda; Insecta; Diptera; Tephritidae
Source: RefSeq, a predicted model, not a curated record
UCUCUACUCAUCAACAUUCUCUGUCUCUACUCAUCAACAUUCUCUGUCUCUACUCAUCAACGUUCUCUGCUCUGGUUAAAUAAUUUGAAUAUUUCUCAUAGCGCCUAAAAGUAUGCCCCACCCUUUGUUGAAAUGGGCAACACUGCCAGCUAAAAACAGCUGAUUUUGACACAAGCGAUAAACGUGCUCAUUUCACUUAAUUGCUUUUAAAUAUAAACAAACAAGAAGUAAAUUUUUUUAAAAUAAAAAUGGUGCAAGGAAAGUUUAAAAAAGCCAAAUUACCAGCCAGUGUGCAAAAGAAACAGAAGCAGAAAACGGCGAAGCCAUUUACAAGAAGAUCCAAUGCGCCCAUACAGCCUAAAAAGGCCAAAUUCAAUGAACAACAAAAGAUAAAAAACGCCAUUUCAAAAACUGUAAACAAAUCGGUGGAAAAUGAAUUGCGUUCUCGUGCAGUUGAAGGACAAAUUAAACUGUGCAAAGCACAGGAAGCAGUGGCAAAGCAUCAUCAGGCGAAAGCUGCAACGGAGGCAGGGCCAUCCACCUCAGCGUCGUAGUAAAUAUGCUAGUUUGAUUAUUUUCCAUUAUAUAGUUAAGGAAUAUAAUUAGAAUUAGUAGAGUGUAAACUAUUUUAUCUUAUUACAAUGGAAAAUUAUAAACUCAAUUUCAUUAUUGCUGUCUAAUAAGUACUAAAUGUAUGUAUUUACUUACAUAUGUAUAUAUUUGUGUAUUUGUUUAUAUGCAAAGAUGUAUUUAGAUUGGCUUUUAUAACUGUAAAUUCAAAUAAUAUUAAGAAGUAUUAAAAAUUUAUUUUGUACAGUUUUUUGAAACUUUGCUUUAUGGGUUUAAUACUCCAUAAGAAAAGUGUAAUGUAAGCAUUGAGUGAUAUGUAUUAUGAUACAAGUUUAAUGAAAGCACCAUUCCUCUAAGGCAAAUUUGACAUUAAAGGGUUAUAUCCGCUUGUGAAUUUCAAAAAAUCCACAUUAUUGGAUAUGCAUAUAUGGAAUUUACUUA